This is a messenger RNA of Xenia sp. Carnegie-2017, 2623 nucleotides long. RefSeq names its product all-trans-retinol 13,14-reductase-like. Bases 261 to 2306 code for a protein of 681 amino acids. Lineage: Eukaryota; Metazoa; Cnidaria; Anthozoa; Malacalcyonacea; Xeniidae. The transcript is spliced from 9 exons. The record is from RefSeq and is a predicted model, not a curated record.
UCGCGCCUUCUUUAUUUUAAUCAAGUACCCAGGGCAACUGCCCAUUAAAAUAAUCCCUGGGAACGAGGUUGCGUUAAUUUUGGAUUUCCGUUUGUCCGAUUCCGCAUUAUAUUUAACCCACUAAUCCCAAACAAGUACAAGCACAGCUUAUGAUUUGCUAGUAUAAUAGUUCUGUCGCAGCCACGUCCACAUUGUGCAUUUCGAGUCUACUAGUUUCAUUGUAAUUUUGUUUUCCGAGCUUUGGAUUGAGAAACGUUACUAUGCUGUUGACGCUCGUGCUUUGGACAAUCUUCAUUGCGAGUAUCACAAUUUUCAUUCUCUGGCGACUCAUUUCUCCACCCAAAGUCAAUAUAGUUAGAAAGGCACCAGAAAAUAAAGAUCAAUACGCGAAGAGUCGCUUUCUUCCUUCCAAAGUGCCAAAAGAUAUCGACGUCAUCAUUAUUGGUUCAGGAAUGGGUGGCGGAGCUGCGGCAUCCAUUUUGAGCAAGUGGGGGAAAAAAGUGGUUGUCCUGGAGCAUCACGACAAGCUAGGUGGAUGUACUCACACAUUUUCGUGGUCGCGUAAAAACAUGUACGAAGAUGGAUAUACGACCUGUGAAUUUGAUACAGGCUGUCAUUACACUGCUGUUGAUACGUCGAUACCAAUUGCUCGCUCGGGAGCUGUGAUGAAGUUUGUAACCGGUGGUAAUUCAAAGUGGAACGAUCUUGGUGAUCCGUAUGAUCAUCUUGUCCUACCAUAUGAUCCUAACGUUGACCCUGGAUGCCCUAAUAAUGACAGCUACGAUUUCGUUUGCGGAAAAGACCGUCUUAUUAAAAAGAUUUCAGCCCAAAUAAAUCCUCAGGAGCCUCUGGUAACAAAACGGCUAACUGACUUUUUGUCUUUCUGUCAUGCUGCUCGUAAAACUAUAAAUAACAUGUGGCUUGUUCGCAUGUGUCCAAGAUGGCUAGAGCCAUUUUUACACAGGUUUACUGAGCCAUACUAUAAAUAUGGAGAAAUAACAACCGGAUAUGUUUUGAAUGCAAUGCUCGAGCAUGGUUUCUCUCAUGAAGAAGUGUUAGCCCGUAAAACUUUACCAGAAAAACCUGACGUGGAUUUACCAAACACGUGGAAACGUUUGAAAGGUGUGAUGGUUCAUCCAUUGGGAGAUUAUGCGUGUCAACCCAGUGAUUCUACAGUUAUUGCGCACUCUCUUACUGCUUUGUACUAUAUGAAUGGUGCUGCUUAUACUCAUGGACAAACGCAGAAUGUAGCUAACUCUUGUGCUAAGAUAGUGUAUGAGCAUGGUGGAGAAUGUUUUGUGAACGCUCAUGUUGAUGGAAUUAUUGUGAAGAAUAACAAAGCUGUUGGCGUGCGCGUAUGCAAGUCGUCAUCAUUAGAUAGUGAUAAGGCAUCGGAAGGAAAACCUGCAAUGACGGAGAUUUAUGCACCUAUUAUAAUAAAUGCAACUGGCAUUCACAACUUGUACAACAAACUGUUACCUCAAGACUUGCCAGCUGUUAAAGAUUUUCAUAAAAUCAAUACAAGUGAACCGUCUACUGGGCACAAUUAUCUAUUUGUUGCAAUCAAAGGUGAUGCAGAUGAAAUUGGUAUUCCUGUCACAAACACAUGGUACUUUAAUGGUUAUGAUACAGAUGACUGUUUUAACAAAUACUUUGAAAAUCCAACCGAACAUCGUCCACCAACCUGCUAUCUUGGAUUUCCGUGUACAAAAGAUCCGACUUGGAAAGAGAGGUUUCCCGGAAUUUCUAAUUGUAUUCUAAUUUCUGAUGCCAAGUUCAAGUGGUUUGAGAAAUGGGAGAAUUUGCGAACUCAUAAACGUGGUGAUGAAUAUGAUCAAUACAAAGAAAAAUUUGCCGAGAAGUUAUUGGAGAUUUUGUACGAGAAGGUUCCCCAAAUCAAAGGCAAGGUGUUAUGGUACGAAUGUGGUACACCACUUUCAGAUUCAAACUUCCUUCAAUCCUAUAGAGGUGGUUCUUAUGGUACCAGGUGCAAUUUGGCAUUUACCGAUCGCAAAAAUGCAAGGUGGAUUAUGAGACCUGAUACAGAAAUAGAAAAUCUUUAUAUGGCUGGACAAGAUGCAUGGACACCUGCUGUAGUUGGGGCUAUGUAUGGAGGAUUACUUGGCGCUAUAAAGGUGCUCGGAUUUUUUCAAGGUUUUGGUAUUAUAUUUUCAAUUUUGAAUCAGCAAGCUCAAGAUAUUCAUGCUAUGACAGGCUGGUCGUAUAUUUGGUGUGUGAGGAAAGCUGUUAAAAUAUUUUUUGACACCAAACCUCCACUUGAUUUAACAGAAAAAAAGGUUUGCUAACUAUUGGUUGACAGAAGACGCACUUGAUUCGCUGUGACGUAAAACUUCUGAAUUAAAGAAAUUUCAUAUAAUGAACAUUGUUUACUGGUGAUAAGCUACAUCAUAUGUGAUGGCAAUGGCUUAAUGUCUACGUAAGUGGGCAGUCUCGCUGUGACGAAACCGGCCUAAAGUUAUUUGAAAGUUAUAAUUUUUAUUCAGUUGCUUAGUGUAUGUAACUAAGUGCAGCUAGAAGUCCGUAAUGUAUGCAAUUGUUUUGUGUCAUGCAGUUAUGCUGUAUCUUGAUGAUGAUAUUAAUAAUAAAUUUCAUACCUAUAGUA